Messenger RNA from Pipistrellus kuhlii (Kuhl's pipistrelle), 5904 nucleotides. RefSeq names its product autophagy and beclin 1 regulator 1 (gene AMBRA1). The transcript is spliced from 16 exons. Gene Ontology annotation, cellular component: intracellular membrane-bounded organelle. The record is from RefSeq and is a predicted model, not a curated record. NCBI's taxonomy places the organism in Eukaryota, Metazoa, Chordata, Mammalia, Chiroptera, Vespertilionidae. The coding region runs from base 353 to 3502 and encodes 1049 amino acids. Gene Ontology annotation, biological process: autophagy. Gene Ontology annotation, molecular function: protein binding.
AUGUCUGGGACGUUCGUGCAUUCGGUAAUCUUUUGCGCCGUCUUCUCGCUUGAUGUCUCCUGAGCGGCGGUAGUGCCGGGUCGAAGGCUGACUGUUUUGCGCGGCCCCGCGCUCAAGCGGCUUUCUCCCGCGGGCCGGUAGAGCGGACCCUUGAUCCCUUCCCGCCUCUUCUUCCUCCUUGUGGCUCUGUCCACCCGCUGGACUGCGAACCGAGCCCCCCGCCCGCCUCGCAGAUUUCCAUGAAGACAACUUUCAAGGACCUUAAUGGCCUCAUUUUAGCUGCUUCAGCGGGUGGAGCUGUUGCUUGCUCCUUUUCUUCCUGUGCCUGGUGUUACAGUGGCUACUGAGCACCAUGAAGGUUGUUCCAGAGAAAAAUGCUGUCCGCAUACUCUGGGGGCGAGAGCGGGGCACUCGGACCUUCGGAGCUCAGCGGCUUCUGCAGGAGCUCGUGGAAGAUAAAACCCGGUGGAUGAAAUGGGAGGGCAAGAGAGUAGAACUGCCUGAUAGUCCACGCUCUACCUUCUUACUGGCCUUCAGCCCAGACAGGACUCUCUUGGCCUCCACCCAUGUGAACCAUAAUAUCUAUAUUACGGAGGUGAAGACGGGCAAGUGUGUUCAUUCUCUGAUUGGACACCGUCGCACUCCAUGGUGUGUCACUUUCCAUCCCACCAUCUCAGGCCUUAUUGCUUCUGGCUGCCUGGAUGGGGAGGUUAGGAUUUGGGAUUUACACGGUGGCAGUGAAAGCUGGUUCACAGAUAGCAACAAUGCCAUUGCCUCUCUGGCUUUCCACCCUACGGCUCAGCUCCUUCUGAUUGCCACUGCGAAUGAGAUCCACUUCUGGGACUGGAGCCGAAGGGAGCCCUUUGCUGUGGUGAAGACAGCUAGCGAGAUGGAACGAGUCCGUCUGGUGAGAUUUGAUCCUCUUGGACACUACUUACUUACAGCAAUUGUUAACCCCUCUAAUCAGCAGGGUGAUGAUGAACCAGAGAUCCCCAUAGAUGGAACAGAAUUAUCUCACUACCGACAGCGAGCCCUCCUGCAAUCACAGCCAGUUCGUCGGACGCCUCUCCUCCACAAUUUCCUGCACAUGCUGUCCUCUCGCUCCUCUGGCAUCCAGGUGGGAGAGCAAAGCACAGUGCAAGAGCCUGCUACCCCCUCACCCCUACCGCCUCCCCCUCAGCCCUCCAUGGAGCGCCCCAGGACUUCCGCUUACAUCAGGCUCCGACAGCGGGUCAGUUACCCCACAGCUGAGUGCUGCCAGCACCUUGGGAUCCUGUGCCUUUGCAGCCGCUGCUCUGGCACUCGAGUUCCUUCCCUCUUGCCACACCAGGACAGUGUUCCCCCUGCUUCUGCCAGGGCUACUACCCCUUCCUUUUCUUUUGUGCAGACCGAGCCCUUCCAUCCCCCGGAGCAGGCCUCAUCAACGCAGCAGGACCAGGGCCUCCUGAACCGGCCGUCUGCCUUCAGUACAGUCCAGAGCAGCACUGCCGGCAACACGCUCCGCAACCUCAGCCUGGGUCCCACCCGUCGCUCCUUGGGAGGCCCUUUGUCUAGCCACGCUUCUAGGUAUCACCGAGAAAUCGCUUCCGGUCUGACAGGAUCUGAAUGGACCCGGACAGUGCUCAAUCUGAACUCCCGCUCUGAGGCGGAAUCCAUGCCCCCGCCCAGGACCAGUGCCUCUUCGGUGACUUUGCUGUCUGUACUGAGGCAGCAGGAAGGUGGCUCUCAAGCAUCUGUGUACACUUCAGCCACAGAAGGGAGGGGUUUUCCAGCUUCAGGGUUGGCAACUGAGUCGGAUGGAGGGAAUGGCUCCAGCCAAAACAACUCAGGCAGCAUUCGCCAUGAUCUUCCAUGUGACCUGAGACGCUUCUUUUUGGAGUAUGACCGGCUUCAGGAGCUGGACCAGAGCCUGAAUGGGGAACCCCCCCAGACCCAACAGGCCCAGGAAAUGCUCAAUAAUAACAUUGAAUCUGAGAGGCCAGGCCCCUCCCACCAGCCCACCCCACACAGCAGUGAGAAUAACUCCAACCUGUCCCGUGGUCAUCUGAAUCACUGUCGUGCUUGCCACAAUCUGCUAACCUUUAACAACGAUACCCUGCGUUGGGAAAGAACCACACCUAACUACUCCUCUGGCGAGACCAGCUCCUCCUGGCAGGUCUCCAGUACUUUUGAGGGCAUGCCAUCGAGUGGCAGCCAAUUACCACCUCUUGAGCGGACUGAGGGCCAUGCGCCCAGCUCCAGCAGGCUGGAGUUGAGCAGCUCUGCUAGUCCGCAGGAGGAGAGAACUGUGGGCGUGGCCUUCAAUCAGGAGACAGGCCACUGGGAAAGAAUUUACACCCAGUCCAGCAGAACUGGAACUGUAUCACAGGAGGCCUUACAUCAGGAUAUGCCUGAGGAAAGCUCUGAGGAAGAUUCACUCAGGAGGAGGCUGCUGGAGUCUUCCCUCAUUUCAUUAUCCCGUUAUGAUGGAGCAGGAUCCAGAGAGCACCCAAUUUACCCAGACCCAGCGAGAUUAUCUCCUGCUGCAUACUACGCUCAGAGGAUGAUCCAGUAUCUUUCACGGAGAGACAGUAUUCGCCAGCGCUCCAUGCGCUACCAACAGAACCGGCUUCGCUCUUCCACCUCCUCCUCUUCUUCAGACAACCAGGGUCCAUCAGUAGAGGGAACCGACUUGGAAUUUGAGGACUUUGAGGACAAUGGUGACAGAUCCAGGCACCGAGCUCCACGCAACGCCCGGAUGUCUGCACCUUCACUGGGACGCUUUGUACCAAGGCGUUUCUUGCUGCCUGAGUACUUGCCUUAUGCUGGAAUUUUUCAUGAACGUGGACAGCCUGGCUUGGCUACUCACUCUUCUGUUAACAGGGUCCUGGCAGGGGCAGUGAUUGGUGAUGGACAGUCUGCUGUGGCCAGUAAUAUUGCCAAUACUACCUACCGGCUCCAGUGGUGGGACUUCACUAAAUUUGACCUCCCAGAAAUCAGUAAUGCCUCCGUGAAUGUGCUGGUACAGAACUGCAAGAUCUACAAUGAUGCCAGCUGUGACAUUUCUGCAGAUGGUCAACUCCUGGCAGCUUUCAUCCCUAGCAGCCAAAGGGGCUUUCCCGAUGAAGGCAUCCUGGCAGUGUACUCCUUGGCCCCCCACAACUUGGGUGAAAUGCUCUACACCAAGCGAUUUGGUCCCAAUGCCAUUUCUGUGAGCCUGUCCCCAAUGGGCCGGUACGUAAUGGUGGGCUUGGCCUCACGAAGGAUCCUGCUGCACCCCUCCACAGAGCACAUGGUGGCCCAGGUCUUCAGGCUGCAACAGGCCCAUGGUGGCGAGACCUCCAUGCGGAGAGUUUUCAACGUCCUUUAUCCCAUGCCUGCUGACCAGCGGAGACAUGUCAGCAUCAACUCUGCUCGCUGGCUGCCUGAGCCUGGGCUCGGCCUGGCCUAUGGUACCAACAAGGGAGACCUGGUGAUCUGCCGACCAGAAGAGGAAGGGGGAGAGAGAAAUAAACAACAGUGAUGAAAGAGAAUUACCAAUCGGCUGCCUCCUGCACCCUCACACUGGAGAUGGAACCCGAGACCCUUCAGUCCACAGGCUGAUGCUCUAUCCACUGAGCCAAACCGGCUAGGGCUAUAGCCGGUUUGUCAAGCCACUGAUCUCUAACCACCUGGCUCUGUGUCCUGCCUGUUUGCCUUUCUGCUGGAGGCUCUGGCUCAUAAUAGAAAAGGCAGAUUGAAAAGUGCAAUUUAAAAAUUGAAAUGGCCCUGGCCUGUGUUCAGUGGUUGGAGCACAAUCCCACACACUGAAGGGUCUCAGUUUUGACUCCUGGUCGAGGGCAUAUAUUUGGGUUGCAGGUUCCAUCCCUGGUCCGAUUGGGGCACAUGUGGGAGGCAACCAAUCCAUAAUAUGUCUCUCUCACAUUGAUGUACCUGUCUCUCUGUCCUAACCCCUCCUACUCCCUCCCUUCCACUCUCUUAAAAAAUCAAUGGAAAAAAAUCCCCAGGUGAGGAUUUAUAACAAAAAUCAAAAUGAUUAUUAUCUAGUCCUGAAGUAGGGAGUAGGAGGGGACCCAAACCAAAGCAUUUCUGUAGUCAGUCCUGAUUAUCUCCUUCCUCUUCCUCUGGCUUUCUGGAGGAUAGAGAUCUAUUUAGGCAGGACCCUGGGAGUCAGCCAAGCCUGUCAUCAAUUUCCAUGCCCAUCCAGGUGGGGAGUGUGAAGCUCUGUGCUUCAGUGCAGAUUAAGCUGACUGCGGAGUGGGCCGCUGCAGGGUUCCAGCUUACUGACUGCCACUCCUGCUUCAGGCCGUCCUAAUGCUGCCCUUCACUGAGUAUAGAGUCUCCGUGGGUGUUCUGCAGAUCACAGAGAUGGGACUGUCUGGUAGGGUCUCUGGGAUUGUCCAUGCUGUCUUUUGCUAGGGCCCUUGAUGAUUUUUCCAGGGUCUGUAUUUGGGUCAGAUCUUAUAGCCUGGUUAUUGAGUCCUUAUUUGAGCUAGAUUAUUGGUCCAGGAGAAAGAAAACUUGGUUCUAAGGGCAGCUCAUUCCAUUUGGAAUUUUCAGGGCCCCUCUCAGAUAGAAGCUGCUGCCCGGCCAGUGUGGCUCAGUGGUUGAACAUUGACCUAUGAACCAGGAGGUCACAGUUCAAUUCCUGGUCAGGGUAAAUGCCUGGUUGCAGACCUCCUCUCUAGUAGGGGGCACGCAGGGGGCAGCCAAUUGAUGAUUCUCUCUCAUCAUUGAUGUUUCUGUCUCUCCUCCCUUCCUCUCCAAAAUCAAUAAAAAACAUUUAAAGAAAAAAGAAAGAGAGAGGCUGCUGUCUGAACCUGACCUGGUCAAGCUGCUCUUGGAGCUGGCAGACUGCUUGGCCUGCAGGCCGAGCUCUCCUCAGGCUCUGUGUCCGGAGGGCCCCUUCCACGAGCUCCUGGGCCUUUCCGGAGCCCAGCCUGCCUGUCAUGACUGUGCCACCAUCAGCCUCGGUACUGGGUCUGUUCCCUUCCGCUCUCACCGUGGCUGCUCAUAGUCCCAGGAUCUGUCUUCCCUGAAAUACUUAUUUCCCCCAAAGUAUACGAGUCUGAUUAUCUUGUAUCUUCCUCUUUUCUUUGGAAUUCAUAGGCAUGUUUUCUAAAGCUGGCCCAGAAUCCUGGACUUUAAUUUUAUUCUUACGAACACGGUAGUUGCAGGCGUUUCUUUCCCUGUUUUUCCAAGACAUCCUUCCUCAGCGUUGUUGUCUUCUCUAUGGAUCCAGCCACUAACCUUCCUCCAAGCCCCCACCCCUUGCAGACGUGAUCUGCUCUCACAGAGGCAGAAUCUCUACCUCCAGCUAGUCAUGGCCCCCGAGGACUUUGAUGUCUGAAACCCCAGCCCACGUACUUGCUGUGAGUCAUAGACACCUCGGAGAAGCAUGAAGCUGGCUUUGGCCUAUCUUUCCUCACCAUAUGUUGUCUUCAGCAGCCAGAGCCUCAGCAGGCCAAAGCCAUCUUGGACUGCUUGGGGAACUCUCUUCCCACCAGGAACCGAAGCCUCUUUUGUGAGCAGGGUGGCAUUUGACACAGAAAACAGCAUCCCAUCACAAAUCAAGUCAUGUUGGACUGAAGGAAAGCUACCUUAGCCGGCCUAUUUCAGUGUUGCUGUUUUUCCUGAUUUUUUGGGUCAUGUUAGCAAAUGCUGCAAACCUUAGGGUUGGACAUUUAAAGGUCCAUGUAUAUUAAGAUGGACGGACUUUGACCUAAGUCAUUCAGAGCUUCUCCAGUUCUGAGUCCCCUUCAUAACUGUAUGGUUGGUUUGCUUCAGGCAGGGAAGACUGAACAAUAUUCAGAUGAGGUAGAGUGAAAGCUCACCGAAGGCCUCCCAGAAGAUCAAUGAAGGAAUCUGGGCUUCCUAACUUUCCAAUCCAGAGCUCUUUUCCUGUAGCUGGUUUUUAACUUUUUU